Photinus pyralis (common eastern firefly) is the source of this 1116-nucleotide messenger RNA. RefSeq names its product RWD domain-containing protein 2A-like. Gene Ontology annotation, molecular function: protein binding. Lineage: Eukaryota; Metazoa; Arthropoda; Insecta; Coleoptera; Lampyridae. The record is from RefSeq and is a predicted model, not a curated record. The transcript has a single exon. The coding region runs from base 40 to 918 and encodes 292 amino acids.
AUUCCUGCAAAUAUAAUUUUUUAUUGAAUUGCAGCUCAAAUGGAACCUGUCUUUGAUACACCCCUCAGCCGCGUAAAAUUAACGGAAAAUCUCCGAACACAACUCUCCGAGCUCGAAAUGUUGGAGUCGAUGUUCUACAAUCCGGGUGAAAUUCGCGUGGACGACUUCAACGCGUUACGGGAAAUUAGGAAUUUCGUAAACGGAACGAACGACAUCAUACCGCCGUUUCUGGACAUCACAAUAAAUCUGUCGAUCGAAAAUCUCAAAUACGAGUUCUGCAUAAAUCUAUCACACGAGUAUCCGGAUGUCGAACCGGACAUUUAUAUUCGAAACCAUAAACUAAACCGGGAACAACAUGCCAAAAUAAACAAGGGAAUGUCCGACUACAUUGGCAAGCUGGAGAAGGGUGAAGUCUGUAUAUUUUCCGCCAUUUCCUGGCUACAAGACAACGCAUCUUGUUUUGUGGAGUUAGAGGAAGAAGUACCGGUGAAGAAAGUGGAAGAGAGUGAUGAACUCAUUCGUCUGUGGAUUUACUCCCAUCAUAUCUACAGUAAAACGAAACGACGGGAAAUUGUGGACUUGGCGAGUCAACUGAAACUAACCGGAUUUUGUUUGCCCGGUAAGCCGGGAGUUAUUUGCGUGGAAGGGUACAAGAGGGAUUGCGAGGAGUGGUGGCAGGCGAUUAAGUCGAUGAAUUGGAAACGGAUUUUUUGUAAAAUUAGCGAGGAGUGUAAGGGGGGUAAGGAGGGAAGCUUUUUAAAAUUCGAUAACUUCGAGGAAAAGAUCUUUCAAAAUCGUGAUGUUAAGUGCAAUCACAUGGAUAUGGGAGAGUUACACAAGUUUUUGGGGAUGCAUAAUUGUGAUUAUAUUUUUAAGGAUCUUUUUGGUGUUGAUUCAAGGAAUAACUCUGCGUUUUGAGUGUAAAUUUUUUUGGAGUCUAACCAUUUGCUCAACUUGUACAUAAAUAUUUUAGGAGGAAAAAUGUACCUAGUAUAAGUAGUUCUAAAAUUCAAAUAUUUUGGUUGCUGUUGGUUAAUUAUAGCAGAAUCGCAUUACACUUAUAUACACUUGUGAGUGGACAUUUUUGGGUUACCAAGUUACUUACUCACCUGCAUU